Molecule: messenger RNA, 432 nt
Organism: Lycium ferocissimum
Lineage: Eukaryota; Viridiplantae; Streptophyta; Magnoliopsida; Solanales; Solanaceae
Exons: 2
Coding region: 19-267 (82 amino acids)
Source: RefSeq, a predicted model, not a curated record
CAAAUAGGCACAAGAAAAAUGACUGUUUCGCUUUCGAAAAUCGGCAAUGUGUUGCCCUUUUCAAGGCUCUUCAGGCAACUGGAGCUGGAUAUGGAAACUGUAGUUAAGGUACUACAACCUGGUCCACUGGGCAUUGUGGAACACAAAUUUUCUGCUGAGGAAAUACAGAAAGCCAGUGAUACUGUUAAGCAGGCAGUGAGUAAUUGGCGAAGGCAGGCUGACAUUGCGAAACAUAGCCCCAUCAUGAAAGAUUUUAUCGAUGUAUGAGAGAAUUGUUUCUUCAUUUUCUUUCAAUAAUCUGAUGAAAAGACAAUAAUGUAAAUUUGUAAGCUCAAUAAAAAUAAACUAUAGUUAUGUUUAUGACUAAAGCUACAGUUGUUCUGUUUGCCGACCCAUUUCCGUUGCAAUAUGAACUGUGUUAUUUUGUUGCCA